Molecule: messenger RNA, 1542 nt
Organism: Symbiodinium necroappetens
Lineage: Eukaryota; Dinophyceae; Suessiales; Symbiodiniaceae
Source: the annotation of a GenBank genome assembly
AUGGCGAAUCUGCUGCAGGGUGACUCCCCGGCCAAGCCCAAGGGCAAGGCCAAAGCCAAGGUACGUGCUCCGCCGCCGGCGGGUGACGAUUCUGUCCGCCUCCCUGCGACUGUGGUACCUGCGGAUUCCCCGGCUCCUCCCACUCAAGUGGACGAGUCGCCGUCGGAAUCUCUGCAUGCCACGCCUGCCAAGCGAUUUUUCUUGGACCUGUUUGCUGGUGCUUCCUCGCCAGUCUCCCAAGCGGUUGCGGACCUAGGCUUGGCUCGCCUGGAACCGGUGGACGUACUGGUCGGUCCGGCUCAUGACCUUCUGGAUGACUCCACCUUUCAGAAUCUCCAGCGGCUGUGUUCUUCUGGCCUGGUAGGUGUGGCAGCUGCGGCCCCCCCAUGCUCUGCGUUUUCUCGGGCGAGACUUCGUCUGGGGGGCCCGCCUCCUGUGCGCACUCUUCUGCACCCCACUGGCAUACCGCACCCUUCGGUUUCUCAGGCUAGGGAACUGGAGACGUCAGCGCUACUGCAUUCCCGCACACGUCACCUGCUGCAUUUGGUGGCAGGCCGUGGCGGACUGAUCUGGUUAGAAAAUCCGUCCUCCAGUUUACUCUGGCUUGACCCUGAGGUGAUCGCUUGGUGCCGUCUUGCGGCUCCCUUCAUGGCCACGGUUGCUGCCUGUCAGGUUGGCCUUCAGCUGCACAAGUCCUGGUCCUUCUGCUGCAAUGAUGCAUCCGUUUCCCAGCUUGCGUCCGUGUGCCCGCAUUCCAUCGGCUUUCAUCCAGCCGUGUCCGGGAAAAGGGCUGCAGAUGGCUCCUUUCUCACGCGGAACACCGCAGCCUACCCUGCUUCCCUGGCACUGUCUCUGGCGAAGCUUGCUGCCCCGUGGCUGUCGAAAGACACAUCGGGCACUGCUCCGGUUGCUCUGGCUACAUGGCACUCCUUGCUUCCCGCUCGACUACCCUGGCCAGACUUGAAGCACCGGGUGGAGGACGGAGCUGGCACGUGUAGCACUGCCCGCCCUGAUCCUGCCAAAUUCUCGGACCCUUUCCGCAGCCUGCGCACGGCGUGGUCUCGCCGUUUCCUCCGAGAUGGCCUUGCGGUGCGCAUCGCCACUGCUCUCAAUUCAGGCAGCCGUGAACCUCCACUCUCUGAAUCCGAACUGGAACCUUUCCUAUCGGAUUUGCGCAGCUUCUUAGGGGUCACUGACGACGCUGCUUGGCGUCACCUUCUCCGGGUUCAACCAGGGCAGCCCUUCCGUCUUGAGCUAUGGCACCGCCUAUGCGUGGCGUGCGCUGACCCUGACACUGCGUACUUUGACCUACUACGCGAAGGGGUUCCCCUGGGGAUCUCGUCGCCCAUCCCGCCGUGCAAAGUGAUGGCGCCCCCGGGCCCACCCGACUCUGCCACCAUCCCCUUGCAGCACUGUGAAUCCUCUUGGAAGUCGGCCAUUGACCACUCCGAGACCGUUGAUGAAUUGCUGUUAGAGGAACUGGCUCAGGGUUGGAUCGCGAUUGUACCGGGUGGCGACGAAGAGCUCCGUAGGGAGUAUUCU